Molecule: messenger RNA, 1730 nt
Organism: Zea mays
Lineage: Eukaryota; Viridiplantae; Streptophyta; Magnoliopsida; Poales; Poaceae
Exons: 5
Coding region: 104-1300 (398 amino acids)
Source: RefSeq, marked validated
ACGAGGACUGUUUUGCAAUACCUUGAUUGUCCAGUUCUGCUUACUAGCUCCAGUUUCCAAAUAAAGCGCUGCUCUUUGUCUCCAGAUUUCAGACCCAAAAUCGAUGGGCAAAAGCGGAAAGAAACCGAGGGAAUCGCACCGGCAGGGCCGCGGCCGGCGGGCGUCGCACUUCUGCGACGAGGACGACUACGACUUACCUUCGUCAGCCUACGAUGCGACGCCGCGCCAAAACGAGGAAUCCUCUGAAGACAACGACGACACCAGCGAAGCAACAGCGGAGGACGAACCAGAGAGGGAUACGGAAGCAGGCGAGCAGGACCAAUGGCAAGGAUCAAUGCCUUCCAAGUUUCACCUAUACCAGCUCUCCGUGCAGUCGCCGAAGGGGGACAUCAGCUACUUGCAGAAGUUCUUCCUGAUGUAUGUCGGCGGGCGCGCCCCUCUCCACCUGCAGGAGGAUUUCUGUGGCACGGCCCUCCUCAGCACCGAGUGGAUCCGUACUGAUGCAAGAAGGACAGCAAUUGGCUUAGACUUGGAUCUUGAGUCACUUGAGUGGUGCCUUGAAAACAACCUAAGCAAGAUUGGAGCUGAUGGGUAUUCAAGAAUGUUGCUUUUCCAUGGAAAUGUUCUACAACCAAUGGAAUCCCGUCUUGUCAAGCAAAAGUUUACUAAUCUUGUGCAUGGUCUAGAUUUGAACAGCAACAAUGGCACAGGAAGUAACAGUUGCAAGCAGAUGGGUCUUGCUGACUCGAAGUGCUUAGCCAAUCUGACCAUGUCAGAGGCAGAUUUUCCUGCAAGGGAUAUUAUCUGUGCAUUCAACUACAGCUGCUGUUGCCUGCAUAGUAGAAAGGACUUGGUUUUAUAUUUCAGGCAUGUACGCAGUGUGCUCUCGGAAAGAGGUGGUAUAUUUGUAAUGGAUGUAUAUGGUGGCAUAUCAUCUGAACGCAAGUUACGUCUCCAGCGGAAAUUCCCCAGCUUCACGUAUUUCUGGGAGCAAGAUGAGUUUGAUAUCAUCAGUCGCCAAACAAGGAUCAGUCUCCACUUUCAAGGCGGAAAGAAACAGAUGAUGCGAUAUGCUUUCACAUACCAUUGGCGCCUAUGGUCGAUUCCGGAGAUCAAGGACUGCUUGGAGGAGGCUGGAUUCAAGUGGGUCCACGUUUGGAUGAGGGAGAUGCCAAAUACCCAGUCAGGUGGAAACGCCAAGGAGUAUAACGCCAACCGGGACGUGAAGUACGAAGAAUCGCAGCAUUUCAACCAAGGAGAUGCUUGGAACGCCUAUGUCGUUGGAGUAGCAAAUGUCUAGCCGGUACGUGCUGAAAUCUGCUACAAAAAUGUGAUGGUGGCUCUCAGUUUCCCAGGCCAAUUAAUGUUUCGUGGACGCUUCCGCUUUGAUCACAACUUCUGCAUCGCGUUGCUGCGGAGGAAGUAUGCAUCAGGGUGGCUAUUACCGGACCCAGAGAACUUUUACUCCAGAACACGGCCUCAGUGAUGUUUCUGUUUUCAAAAUGAAAUGCUGGCAACGUGACAUGCCUUUGAAUGUAUUUCUUACGGAUACGAUGUGUAGGAUAUGAUGGGUGCUUCGACGGAUACCGAUACUACCUUUCAUGAUAGCUUCAUAUGCAUUAGGGGUUGGUAUGUGAUUCGUGUUUGGGCGAUUGAUCGUCCGGUUGGCGAUCGGUCAUACAUCUUUCUACCAAACGGAACUUUCCCGCUAUAAAAAGCCUUUCAGCCUA